GAUCCAUUCUUUUCAAUCCUGUUUCUGUCCCUCCCUGCAUCCUCCGAUCAAAUUUCAGUUCUGCAUACUAGAUUUAUAUAUAUUUCGAAAAUAAACAUAUUGUUAAACAUUUAAGACAUUUAGGUUAACUAAUGAAGAAUGGCAGCUAGUUUUGGGAAGAUCAUCGUUGGCGUUUUUGUGGAAAUAAAACGAAGCGAUGGCCGAAUACACCAGGCGAUGGUCACCUCUCUGAACGAGGACAACGAGAGUGUCACCGUGGAGUGGAUCGAGAAUGGAGACACCAAAGGGAAAGAGAUUGACCUGGAGAGCAUAUUUGCACUAAACCCCGAUUUGGGCCCCGACGAAGAGAUCGCCCCAAGCCCAGAGACGCCGCCCCCACCCACGCCCUGCUCCGUGAAGGUCAGCAAGAUCGCCAAGAAUCGGCGGACAAUAGCCCCAACUAAGAAUGACACUCCAUCAAAGGAAAACCGAGUGGUGUCCACACGAGCCAGACCAGUCCCUCCCCCCCAGCCGGAGCCCGCCCCCCCUCCCCCGGCCCAGCCUCCAGCCCAACCCAGCCAGGCCCAGACCCAGCAGCAGCUGCAGAACGACUCUUCCAUACAUCAGCUACCCAGAAAGGAGUUUGGACAGCUUUCACGGAGGAAGUCUAACUGUGUGAAGGAGGUGGAGAAGCUGCAGGAGAAGAGGGAGAGGCGGAGGCUCCAGCAGCAGGAGCUGAGGGAGAAGAGAGCACAGGAAGUGGACACCACCAUACCCAACUACGAGAUCUUGUACAUGAUCCGAGAUUUCCGCGCCAGUCUGGACUACCGGCCGCUGACCACCGCGGACCUGAUCGAAGAGCACAGAAUAUGUGUCUGUGUGAGGAAACGGCCACUCAACAAGAAAGAGUUGACGGUGAAGGACCUGGACGUGAUCACCAUCCCCAGCAAGGACGUGGUGAUGGUGCACGAGCCCAAGCAGAAGGUGGACCUGACACGCUACCUGGAGAACCAGACGUUCCGCUUCGACUACGCCUUCGACGACAGCACCACCAACGAGAUGGUGUACAGGUUCACCGCCAGGCCCCUGGUAGAGACCAUCUUUGAGCGUGGCAUGGCCACCUGCUUCGCCUACGGACAGACAGGAAGUGGCAAAACACACACUAUGGGUGGGGAUUUUUCUGGAAAGAACCAGGAUUGUUCUAAAGGAAUUUAUGCAUUAGCUGCUAGGGACGUAUUUCUCAUGUUGAAGAAACCCAACUACAAGAAGCUGGACCUUCAGGUGUAUGCCACCUUCUUUGAGAUCUACAGUGGAAAGGUGUUUGACCUGCUGAACCGUAAGGCCAAGCUGCGCGUGCUGGAGGACGGUAGGCAGCAAGUGCAGGUGGUGGGGCUCCAGGAGAGGGAUGUCCGCUGUACCGAGGACGUCCUCAAGCUCAUCGAAGUGGGCAACAGCUGCAGGACGUCGGGCCAGACGUCAGCCAACGCCCACUCGUCGCGUAGCCACGCCGUGUUCCAGAUCAUCCUGCGCCGCAAGGGCAAGAUGCACGGCAAGUUCUCCCUGAUCGACCUGGCGGGCAACGAGCGGGGCGCCGACACGUCCAGCGCCGACCGCCAGACGCGCUUGGAGGGCGCAGAGAUCAACAAGAGCUUGCUGGCUCUCAAGGAAUGUAUCAGGGCACUGGGCCUCAACAAGCCCCACACACCGUUCAGGGCCAGCAAGCUCACCCAGGUCCUCCGAGACUCCUUCAUCGGGGAGAACUCCCGCACAUGCAUGAUCGCCACCAUCUCUCCUGGCAUGACUUCCUGCGAAAACACCCUCAACACGCUACGCUACGCUAACAGGGUAAAGGAGUUUGGGAUCAGUCCCUCAGACAUCCCUUUCUCCCAGGGAGGUCGCCCCGAACUCUCGCCCACACACACCUUUGAGUUUGAUGACUUUGCUGCCACCUCUCCCAGCAGGGUGAAGGAGCUGACCGUGGACACCAACCAGGUGGUGGAGGGCGGUCGAGCCAACAACCACGCCGUCAACCAGAUAGACCUGCUGGACGAUGAGGACUGGCUGGGGAGUUCCCCUCAGAGAGAUGACCUCAAACUGCUCUGUGAGCAGAAUGAGGAGGAGGUGUCCCCCCAGCUCCUCACCUUUCAUGAGGCCGUGUCCCAGAUGGUGGAGAUGGAAGAGCAGGUUCUGGAGGAUCACCGCGCUGUCUUCCAGGAGUCUAUCCGCUGGCUGGAGGAUGAGAAGGUCCUGCUGGAGAUGACGGAGGAGGUGGACUACGACGUGGACACCUACGCCACCCAGCUGGAACACAUCCUGGACCAGAAGAUAGACAUUCUCACUGAGCUCCGAGAUAAAGUGAAGUCAUUCCGCUCUGCGCUGCAGGAGGAGGAACAUGCCAGUAAGCAGAUUAAUCCCAAGAGACCGCGGGCCCUGUAAGACGAGUGGCAGGGUCUGUGUUUGUUUUUAGCAAGCCAGCAGAGAGCGGCACGUACCGGAACAUGACCACUAGAGGCUCCAGGUGGCUCUCUGAGAUGUUACCGCUGGCUGCAAAGCUAAAAGGACUUUUUACAAUCAAACUCAAUAACGUUUUCACUUUAUUUCCCAGUUCUCGCAAACCAAGGUUGUUUUCAAAAAUGGCAUCAGACACAAGAGGAGGAAGCUUUUAUUUUUAUCUGAACCCCCCCCUCCCCCCAUUUCUUUAGAUGGUUGCUUGAAACAUUUUUUAAAGCCUUUAGUUUUUUGGCCCUGUUCUAU
Molecule: messenger RNA, 2733 nt
Organism: Hypomesus transpacificus
Lineage: Eukaryota; Metazoa; Chordata; Actinopteri; Osmeriformes; Osmeridae
Product: kinesin-like protein KIF2A
Exons: 22
Coding region: 139-2415 (758 amino acids)
Biological process (GO): microtubule-based movement
Molecular function (GO): microtubule motor activity; ATP binding; microtubule binding
Source: RefSeq, a predicted model, not a curated record